Messenger RNA from Nilaparvata lugens (brown planthopper), 1905 nucleotides. Its product is annotated as protein ABHD18-like. The transcript has 2 exons. The record is from RefSeq and is a predicted model, not a curated record. The coding region runs from base 63 to 350 and encodes 95 amino acids. NCBI's taxonomy places the organism in Eukaryota, Metazoa, Arthropoda, Insecta, Hemiptera, Delphacidae.
UUUGAUUUGAUGUUUGAUAUGUUUUAGACGCGUCAUGGCGCGAACUGGAGGCUCACCACUUCAUGCGCGGCAUCAUGGACGAGUGCACACAUCUGCGCAACUUCGCCCGCCCCGUCGACACGUCACUGAUCACGGUGGUGUGCGCGCGCAACGACGGCUACGUGCCACGUGACAGCGUCACUCCGCUCGCCGACAUCUGGCCUGGCCUCGAGGUGCGCUAUGUCGACGCCGGUCAUGUCACCGCUUUCCUCCUGCAUCAGAAUGUCUUCAGGUCUGCGAUUAAGGAUUCGUUCGAACGUGCGAGGAACAAAUAUUACGAAAAAUCACAUCAGUCAAGAAAAUCUGCGUAAAAUGGAAAACCUCAACCUACAAAACAUUUCCAACCUUUCUGCUGAAAUAAGAAAAUAUCCAAAUUUAUAUUUUGUCUCAAAUCACAGUACACUUUAUUAACAUGAAAAACAUUCGCAAAUAGAACGGAGUGACGAUUGUGAAAUUACAGGUAAUAAUCCAAUAUCACGGAACAUAUUUUUGUAAAAUUUAUUCAAAUAUACUGUACAAUGAAAGAAUUAUUAUUUAUCAGUAGUGGUACGGUAUCUUAAUGUUGGUAGAGUAUGUACAAGUUUAGUUAAUAUUUCAUUUAUUCAUAUGCAGCCUUUUAUUUUAGUAAUAGUCACUAACCGAAUUAGAUUUGAAUUAUUUUAACCAUAUAAAAUUGAAGCUCAACCUGAUUUAUUGAUAUUAUUAGACUUUUUGUAGCUGAUUAUAACCACCAAUCAGUGAAUCAAAAAGAAAUCUGUGAUAUUAUCCCUGUAAGUCAUUUGAUAUUGGUUUGAUUCAGGCAGUCACUAUUCCUGAAUUAAAAUUUUAGUACCUUUGAAAGUAAUUUUCAUUGAGUCUUGAAGAUUUUACUCUUGUAUUUUAUCAAUUUGCUACUAAUAUUAUACAACAAAUACCGAUAGUGAAAAUCAUUGUUUUCAAUUGAUAUUUUUUAGGUAGCUAGCAUUCCUCUUACAUUUGUAUUCACUUUUUUAGCAAUGAGAUCUCUCCGAUUAAAUGUCCGCUGUUAUAUAUUUAUUUUUAUCUACUCUAUUCUAUUGCUUUUGGAUUGGAAAAUACGUAUGGAAUGAUGCUUAUGGAAUUAUUAGGGAUUUAAGACUCUCUUCACAUAUGGGCACAAAACAUUAGUUUUCAAUACAAUUACAUUAUUUUUCAACAUUGUACCUGAUGUUAGAAAUAACUUGCUUAUUGGUGAGAUGUUAUUGAGUUUUAAGCCACUAUAAUAAGUCAUGAAGAAGAGAUUUUAUUUGUUAAAAUUCAUUCUCUGGAGCAUGGUACCAAAAUAAUAAUAUUUUCAAUCGAUCAUCCUUAAUUAAAACCAUGAGUAUUUUGACAAACACAUGUAGAUUGUCAGGUACAUAAGAAAAAAUAUCACAAAACAGACCACUGUUAUUGAUUGACAUUAAUUAAAAACUUGAAGAUAACAAUUAUUACAGAUAUAUAACAUGUUCAAAAGUUGACAUUUACAGAUAACCUGAAUAGGCAUUUUAUUCUUCUAUCAUUCCAUCAACUACUCAGAACUAUAAUUCAUUCAAUACUGUAAUACAAUUGCUUUUUUAAUUCACAACCCAUAGGAUAUAACAAGAAUAGUUGAAUGAAUGAGAAUAAAUUUUUGAAAUAAUAUUUCACAAUAAAAUUCAAAACUACGAUAUCACGAUUAUUAUUAUAAUGUUUGAGGAAUGCAUACUAACACCGCAUGAAUAUAGCUAGAAUUUAACAAUAGCCCUGUAAAUCAAUGUGUCAUUAUACAAUACUUACUGUAAUUAUGUGGAAUUAUUUUAUUGGAUGUAGAUUGUGAAACGUGUAAUAUUUUAAUUGACAAAUACAAUAAUUUAUUAUCAUUGUUGA